Molecule: messenger RNA, 6020 nt
Organism: Acipenser ruthenus (sterlet)
Lineage: Eukaryota; Metazoa; Chordata; Actinopteri; Acipenseriformes; Acipenseridae
Product: alpha/beta hydrolase domain-containing protein 17A
Exons: 5
Coding region: 668-1597 (309 amino acids)
Biological process (GO): protein depalmitoylation
Cellular component (GO): endosome membrane; plasma membrane
Molecular function (GO): palmitoyl-(protein) hydrolase activity
Source: RefSeq, a predicted model, not a curated record
CUUGGUCACGUCCUGGCUUCGUCACAUCCGGCAGCGGCACAGCCUGGAGAGGAAAACACAAAUUAUAUUAAGAAAAUUGAAGAAAAAGAAAAUAGGAAUACUUGCUGUUUUUUUUUCUGGUCCUGCCAAGUCCGUAUCAGUAGUAAGAUAUCGAUAUUGUCCACGGAGAAUCUCAAUCCGCAACGGAACCGAUUUCUUUCGUGUUUUUUUCGGUUUGUUUGGAUCGGCAGACACGGACCGUCUGAGGAGAAGGACUCAAAUGUAUUACAGUCGAGCAGUUUUUACUUCUUAGAUUUUUUAAUCCGUGAUAUAAACCAUUUAUCUCGUUAUACCCCGAAUGCUAUAGGAUGUGCUUUUAUUUAAGUUCUUAGUAUACAUUAUUACAUUUAAAUGUUUGUUUUAAUAGCAUCGCCAGUUCUGAAAAUGGGUACCGUCCGGACUUUGUUUACCAAUUUUCAGCUUUAUUCAAAAUAGCUUUAUUUUAUUUUAAUUUUUCAGUUAGUUUUAUUUGUUAUUUUUUAAAUCAACAUUUGACGUUGCUUAAUCAACAGGCAUUAUUUUUUAAUUAUUUAUUUAUUGAGAUUUCGCAGGCGACUCAUUAAUUUAACUCGAAUAUCCUUGGGGUAAAAAAAACAAAACAAAACAAAACAAAAAAACAAACAAGAAGAUGAAUGGUCUGUCGGUGAGUGAGCUGUGCUGCCUCUUCUGCUGCCCCCCCUGCCCUGGCCGGAUCGCAGCCAAGCUGGCCUUCCUGCCUCCGGAGCCCACCUACUCCCUCCUGCCGGAGCUGGAGUCCGGGCCCUCCCCCACGGGGGGGAGCGCGUCGCUGCGCGGCCGCACCCCCGACGCCUCCUCCCGCUGGAAGCUGCACCUGACGGAGAGGGCCGAGUUCCAGUACUCGCAGCGGGAGCUCGACAGCACCGAGGUGUUCCUGGCGCGCUCCAGCCGCGGGAAUCGCAUCGGCUGCAUGUACAUCCGCUGUGUGCCCUCCGCCAGGUUCACGGUCCUCUUCUCCCAUGGGAACGCGGUGGAUCUGGGGCAGAUGAGCAGCUUCUACAUCGGCCUGGGCACCCGUAUCAACUGCAACAUCUUCUCCUACGACUACUCGGGCUACGGGGUGAGCACGGGCAAGCCGUCCGAGAAGAACCUGUACGCAGACAUCGACGCCGCCUGGCAUGCUCUCCGGUCCAGGUUCGGGAUCAGCCCGGAGAACAUCAUCCUGUACGGGCAGAGCAUUGGCACCGUGCCCACGGUGGACCUGGCAUCGCGCUACGAGUGCGCCGCGGUGGUGCUGCACUCCCCCCUCACCUCCGGCAUGAGGGUGGCAUUCCCAGACACCAAGAAGACCUACUGCUUCGACGCCUUCCCCAACAUCGAGAAGGUUUCCAAGAUCACCUCCCCCGUCCUCAUCAUCCACGGCACGGAGGACGAGGUCAUCGACUUCUCUCACGGGAUGGCGCUGUUCGAGCGCUGCCCCAAGGCCGUGGAGCCGCUGUGGGUGGAGGGCGCCGGACACAACGACAUCGAACUGUACAGCCAGUACCUGGAGCGGCUGCGCAAGUUCAUCACACAAGACCUGGCGAGCCAGCGGACCUGAGCCAUGCCUCCCUGUCCUCCUGCCCGCCUGCCUGCGAGGUCCCUGUCUCCCCUUGCCUCGAUCUCUUUAUACCCCUCUGUAUAUCUCUUUCCAAUCCUGGCACCCAGGGAAAGAAACCAUGUUUUAAACCAAGCCUGCUUUUAUAUAUAGACACGUGUGUGUGUGUGUGUGUGUGUAUAUGUGUAUAUAUAUAUAUAUAUAUAUAUAUAUAUAUAUAUAUAUAUAUAUAUAUAUAUAUAUAUAUAUACACACACACAAAAAUUACAAGAACUGCUCUAUUUUUAUAAAAAAAAAUAAAAAGAUUGAGGGGGUGGGAUUCAGUAGGAGGUGGAGGGUAGGCUUAAUGAGAAGUAGCGAGCAUGAUUUUUCAAGUUUCAAGAUUUUUCAAAUUGUAAGCGUGGUGUAAAAGCUGGCCAGCGUGGCCCUGGACCCCCUCAGUGCAGUGCUGAAUCCCUUCCCAUGACUGAACCCCCGGAGCGGUGUGUUUUAAACAGCUUCGACUUCCAGCACUCACAAGGAGGGAGAUCGUUUCUAUACCCCUCUCUGUACUGCAGUCCCGGAGAUGGGCAGGGGGCCCUUUCUCCCUUUCAACCGGCAGACCCCACCCUUCCUUCCUUCCUCCCUCCUCUUCUGAACCCCCACUUCUCUGUCCCUUUCAUUUCCCUGGUGAGAUUGAUACUGGGGAUGAGUUGUGGUGUAGAAACAGUCCUGGGUAUUCUGGGAGUCUAAACCUGGAAAAGGGGAGUUCCUAGGGGCGUUUAGAAUCCUAAAAACCUGACCUCUUGUUGGAUUCAGCAACACUGCGGCCCCCGUUAUCGCAGUUUGGAUUCUGUAACCUGUGUUUUAACUAGAAGCAAAAAUACUGCACUAUAGAUUUUUCAAAUUGAAAGUGCUGCUACCUGGUGUACUUCCUGGUACCUGAUCCCUUCCUGUGGGUCCUCGGACCGUUUCCCUUCAAAGUGCCGUGCUGGCCGGGUAGAAUGCCAGAACGUUUUGGUAUCUAGUAUCGGUAUUGAAGAGGACAGGGUCUGAAUGAACCAGCCCCCCCCCCCACCCAGUGAUGAUGCAGCUACUGUCAGCACUCCAGUUCAGGUGCAUUCUGAUUUCCUUCGAUAAUGCAUCCCAAUUUACUGCUCUUUUCCUCGUUAACCAAAUCAGUUGUCAUGCAGUUAUAGAUCUUGAUUAAGUAACGUGACGGGACUCAGUGCUGUGUAGAAGGCCCUCCUACGCUGUUUACAAUGAUCAAACACUCGGGGACAGUAUGUUUCAUAAUUUAAAUAAAUACAUUACUUGACUCAAUUUGACUGACUGUGCCAAAAAAUAAAUAAAACAGAACAGUAGUGCUGCCGUUAAAAUCUAGGGCUCAGCUAGAGAUGUGUCACUGAUGUAUUCUGGAUGGAUUUUUACAUUCGGAAACGUGGGCUAAUAUUUGGAGUCCCUUUGUAGAGGGGAGUAGAUAGAUAGCUGUAUUGUUUCAUACGUGGCGUAAUUAUUCAUUGUACUGCAGGCAGGCAGCCUGUCGGCACCCCCACCUCAGCCCUGCCCCAGGGUCACAUCAGGGUCCUUAACACUAAACCGCUAACACUAAAUAACCCAAACUUUUAUACUGUCUGUACAGCCCGUAGUCUUGUGUAGUCAGGCGCAGGUGUGGACGGUUCCAGAUUUAGAAAUGUGAUUUGAAUGGCUUGAUUGUGUCUGUGUCGCACAGAGACUCGGAGUUCAAAGGGGAAGAAUAACGCACCCUGGGGAAAGCGUUUAUGGACUUGGUCACGUGGUUUAGAAGGCGGGGAUCAAUUGAGGGUAAUUAAAGCUCUCCCUAUAUAUUAAAAACUUUCGAAAUGUAGAAAACUGGAUAGCAUUUCUUCUAGUAAAAAAAAAAAAAAAAAAGUCAAGCGGUAUAACUACAUGAUUUUGCAGGUCCUUCCUUACCCGAUAUGAUUACCCCUAAAGUCAUUGAUAUAUUUUGACCUGUUUAAAAUGGGGCAGCAGGGUUUAUCAUACCCUUAACCAGUGUGUUUUUUAGUUGCCAGCCAUUCCAUUCCAAUGAAGGCGAUACCUCACAGGGGUUUUAUUUGGGUCGUAUCAUGACAUCCCGUACGGAUUACACGCUUCACCUUGCGUGUUUUUGUCUCUGUUUUUUUUGGGGGGGGGGGGUCAUUGUUUCUUUGAAUCUGGAAAGAAUGCAUUAGGACUCCUAGAUCCCAUAUCUGCUCUAUUACAGAACAUGUUUGAGCGUGUGCGCGCGUGUUUGUGUGUUCAAACAGACGGGCGGUGUUGGAUCUGUUGAUUUUCGGUCUCCCUGUGCGAACGGGAUUAACCCUUAAAGAACCAGAACGAGUAUUACAGAGAUGGAAAGAAGAUUCCUGUUGCAGAGCAGUUUGUCAUGUAAUGGGACACACCUGAGCUUGUUGCCUGUAUACACUGGCUAAGCAAGCACAUUAAAACCUGGAGUCAGUGCCAUGCAAUAGGAGGCUUAUUUCCGUCUGGAUUAUACUGUGACUUUCUCUUUGUCUAUAUAUAUAUAAAAUAAACCCGAGAAGCUGUGUUUUGGCAUCUCCAGGCUGUACAGUUGCUAUGACAUGUUUUCUUCGUAAUGGUGGAGGGUAGAUGCAAAUGUUGGAGAGAUUUUCAAUGCUUUAUUGUAGAUGGAAUGGACAGUAAUAAAAAGUGUGUAAAAAUAAUCUCACUCCCACAUCCAGUGGACGUCAAAAACGCCAUGUUUGCAGUAAGAGUCUGGGGAUCGGCAAACGAGGUAUCUUGCAUCCGCUAGCGGUGUUGCAGUGGGGCAGGUUAAUGGUACCACUGUGGUGUACCUGAUGUACCACAGCGGUGCUUUAAAACUUUAAAAAGUUACCAGGAUGUAAUCGCUGCUACUGAGAAUGAUAUACAAAAUUAAUCUGAAAAACUCUUGAUGUGUCACAGCCAUACCAAAUGCCCUUUAGGAUGAGCAGUGCAUUUUUAAAGGCUAGGGUAUUGCAGCUUUUGUAGGUUUGUAAUUUAGGAGUUUCUUUUUCUUUUUUUUUUUUAUUGAUCUGGUUUAGGAAGAAUCUGCUGAACGUUAGCAGUUAUGUAAUCACUUUACAAGCAAAUAAUAUUUUCUUUGUUCUUGGAGCGUGUGUUCCAGCCAUGGUUUACGAGAUGCAGAAAUGCUGACCCCAGCAUUCCGAAUAUCCGGAAUAUGACAGGAAUUCUCUCGUGUAAACGCAGUGUUCUGCAGGGUUCUGAACAGCGUUCUCCCUCCAAUCCUGUUUCAGGGAAACUGAGUGCUCCACUUGCUGUUUUUAUAGCAGAAUUUAUCCCAGUAUUUACCACUGUGCUAAGUUAGCACCAAUUUUAUUUGUAAAAACAAAACACAAAAACAAAGGUUUCAAACUUAGCACGGUGGAAAAUGCUUUGUGAACACAGCCCCUGCGUUAGGAGGAGGUGUGGUCAGGUGCUUAAAGAAAAGGGUUUGUAACCAGGAGGUCCCCGGUUCAAAGCCCGGCUCACUCACUGUGUGACUGACCAAGUCACUUAACCUCCUUGUGCUCCGUCUUUCAGGCGAGACGUUGUAAGUGACUCUGCAGCUGAUGCACAGUUCACACACCCUAGUCUCUAAGUGGAUAAAGGUGUCUGCUAAAUAAACGAAGGUUUGAGCCUUCCACUGUAAGCUUUAUCUGAGCUACGUGGCAUGUUUUUUAAUUGAGCUCAGGUGUAAUUCAGCUCCCACUAAUGGAAUGCAGUGGAAUUGUUCAGUCUUCUGGUCCGUAAACCAUGUGUUCGGAAUGCGACUUCAAUUGAGGGAGGCAGCGAGCUCCCUUACCUUGGGUUGCACUCUGGUUGGUGCGUCUGAGACCAACAAAAGGUCCUGUUUUGAAAUCUGCGUACUGUAUUUUCUUGUGCUAGCAUUUUCUUUUCCAGAACUGUAAAGUUGACUGCCGUCUGAAAGUCAAGUGUCUUUUUUUUAAAUAUUUUUUUUUGUUCUUGUAAUGAAAUAACCAAAACGAAGAACACUACUAGAGCACAAACGUGAAGCAGUCGCUGCCGUGACUGAUAAAGUGACGAGCCCGGAAAAAAAAAAUCAGUUAAGGCAGUCCUUUCUCAAAAGCAGGAAUGGAAAUAAAUUGCACUGCACAGCAGUUUGAUCGCUUCCUGGUUUUACUGGGAGUUUAGUAAGACACACCAGAGCUUGAUACCUACAUACUGUGGCUAACCAAGCUCGUAUUAAUACCUGGAAUGGGUGAAGCUGCUUUGGUAGUCUGAUUUCCGUCCUUGCAAAUGACAGAAUCCGGACUUGAUCGUUCUCGCUUGUGCUCUGCUUGCUUGCUUAUCAAUAUUAUUACUGAAUCAUUAUGUUUAUUAAUCAUUUGGCUGAGCGCUCUUCCUGAGCAUGCCGGCAAUGUUUUGCACAAACCAGAACUGAAAAAAAAAAAAAAAAAACACA